CUUUGUUCUUCCCCACUUGAUGGCUAGCUUUUGAGGUUGAAUUUCCAAGUGUUUAUAUCACAGCCAGUUGUUGGUGUGUCAUAAAGGACUACAGCAAGGGUUCUGAACAACACGGAGUUAAAUGAAGUGCCUAGAAUGAAAGCCGUGAGACAUUAGCUCUUAUGGGUGGUGAUCCUAUGAUAGGAACUUGGGUAUUAUAGAUGUUUGAUGAAGUAUUGAAGGGCAUUAUUCUUUCUCCUUAAUAGCCUAGACUUUUAGGGUGUGUUCCCCAUGUACAUGGAUACGCAUGCAGGUAUAAAACAUAAAUUCUGGGAGAAUAAAGUUGAAAUAAAUUAAUGCAGAAGAAAAUAAGGAAUAUUCUUGCUGCCGUGGGGCUGUAAAGGGAAGUGGAUACCCAUAAAUACCCUGAUCUUCCUUCACCUUUGUUGGGUGAUUGGAGCCUCAGUUAAAUAAAUAACCUAAGCUCCUAUGUUUUUACUGAACUCAGCCUGUCUGAUAUUUUGGUUAGCUUAUCUAUUUGUUGGUGAAAGAUUUUUAUCGAUAUGGUUGUUUAACUGAUAAAUGUAAUUGUUUUCAUGUGUGCUUGUGAACAAAAUCAUGCUACUUAACGUGCCUCCAUGGCCACUCUCCACCAUAUGCCUGUUGUGCUUGGAUUUGGCCAGGCUUUCAGUUCUGUGUCAUUCUGACUUAAUUGAUGAUUGCUGUGGAAUUGGCUUCGGUUGCAAGUGAGGUUAAGGCAGCAGAUAUAAAGGUCUUGUUUGUGAAGCCACUUGUUUACUGGACCCGAUUUUUUAUCAUAGCUACAGCAUUUUCUCGUCCCCAGAUUGAUGCUAUCGGGUCCAGGAUGAGAGAUCGAGCUGAGAAGAAAUAUGGAAAAAUUCCAACAGGAGAUACAAAGCCUAACUCAUGGACCCUGUUGGACUUCGGUGAUGUUGUUGUUCACAUCUUCCUUCCCUCACAGAGAACUUUCUACAAUUUGGAAGAGUUUUAUGGUAAUGCAACACCAGUAGAGCUUCCUUUUGAAAAUCAACCACCAUUUCUUAGUUGACAGCACCUUUUGUUUGCCGGCAAUUGAAAAAAUACAAGAUGAUCAAGACAUUUAUAAUGACCAGCUUUCAGAAGUCUAUCGAUCACUGCCAGCUUUGGUUUGUUUACAUGAGUAUGAUGUAGGCCUUCCAAUAUGCUUAUCAGCAGGAGAAUUUGAGCUUUCCUUUAGCUGGGAUGGGAGUGGAGAAUCACUCAAUGGGGAAGCGAAAAGGCACAAUUUCAUUGCAUUCAGAAGUCUCUUUUUCUGACUUUACAUUAGAGUGGUAAUUCCUAUUAAAAAUCUUUAGCAAAUGGGUAUAGAGACAAAUUGUUGAAGUCCGUCUUGAAAUUCGAUUUCCGUUAGUUUGAAUUAGGUGGGUUUUGUGAAAUCAUGUAUUCUUUUUCUUCCAUAUUUAAAACAAGAGAAAGAGGACAAGAAAAUGAUGAUUCAAAGGAACCUUUUGCUCU
Messenger RNA from Vigna umbellata (rice bean), 1494 nucleotides. Lineage: Eukaryota; Viridiplantae; Streptophyta; Magnoliopsida; Fabales; Fabaceae. The record is from RefSeq and is a predicted model, not a curated record.